GAGUGCUUCCAUGACUAAGCAGCACAAGUGAAACGUCGUGUGUUAUCUACACGUGGACUGAUCUUCGGAACAAAGGAUAACCUCAUGUAGGGACAUCGGAGUACUAAAAACCACAAUUCUCUCGCUGACUCUGUUUUGUCACAGUCGCUCCUUUCAUCUUACUUUCAUUUAUACUAAUUUACCUCCGAUCAAUUAAACCAAGACCAAUCCUGAAUCGAGAAAUCUUAUCUCAACCGUUGUUGAAUUUCCAAUCCAUUGACGUAUCCCCCGAUUGACGGUUGCUACCUCACAUCAAGCCCCUCAUCUCCAACAUGGCGAACCGUCAUAUUACUAGGCGAAUACUGCUUGGUGCUGCGGUCUCGAUCUUCCUCCUCUUUGUCUUCUUCGUCCGGCCUCAAGGCCCACCAAGCCCCGCGAUCCGAGCCCCCGGUCACCUAGAGAAAGCGUCUCAUUCUACAUUGACAAAGGAUGAUAUGGUCAAAGGCGAGGUGGUGAUGCCGAAGCUGGGCAAUGAGACGGCUAAGGCGGAAUUAGGGCGCGCUACGUGGAAGUAUUUCCAUACCAUGCUGGCACGGUAUCCAGAGGAUCCGACGGAGGAACAACAAGAAACUUUGCGCUCCUUCAUUUAUUUAUUUGCACGAUUAUAUCCAUGUGGCGAAUGCGCCUCACAUUUCCAAGGUCACUUGAAGAAGUAUCCUCCACAAGUAUCCUCACGCAACGCCGCUUCAGGAUGGGGCUGCUUUAUUCACAAUGAGGUCAAUACUAUGCUCAAAAAGCCUAUUUUUGACUGCAAUAAGAUCGGCGACUUUUACGACUGCGGCUGCGCCAAGGACGAAGAAGUCGAAGACGAGAACGAUGGGCUCAUGAAUAGAAGCCAUGUUGACUCCAAAGAAAGUGAUGACAUUGCUACUAGUCAGCGCUUUGAGAUAUCCAAGGAACCAACUACGCGGGGUUGAAUUCUAUCGUAUAUCUGUCCAGCUUUUGGUCCCGAAAUUAUUCCGCAGACACUUUGUUGUAAAUGACUUCGAUAAUGCCUUGCCCACGCAGGUUCGUUGGGAGUAUAGUGA
Messenger RNA from Aspergillus caelatus, 1067 nucleotides. RefSeq names its product flavin-linked sulfhydryl oxidase ERV2. The transcript has 4 exons. Gene Ontology annotation, molecular function: flavin-dependent sulfhydryl oxidase activity; flavin adenine dinucleotide binding. Bases 312 to 956 code for a protein of 214 amino acids. The record is from RefSeq and is a predicted model, not a curated record. Gene Ontology annotation, cellular component: mitochondrion. NCBI's taxonomy places the organism in Eukaryota, Fungi, Ascomycota, Eurotiomycetes, Eurotiales, Aspergillaceae.